Strongylus vulgaris is the source of this 486-nucleotide messenger RNA. NCBI's taxonomy places the organism in Eukaryota, Metazoa, Nematoda, Chromadorea, Rhabditida, Strongylidae. The record is from the annotation of a GenBank genome assembly.
AUGACAGCUACAGCUGUGACACCAACUCAACCUCCUGUUGUCUCACAACCGCUCGAAUUUCUACAUCCAAAAUCUGAAGGCGGACUUGCAAAUGUGGAUAUUGCCACACCUUCGUUGUUAUCACAAGCGGGGAUGAAAUGUCGAGUAUGUGGGGACUCUCGAGCAGGUCGCCACUAUGGAACGAUUGCAUGUAAUGGGUGUAAAGGAUUCUUUCGAAGAAGUAUCUGGGAGCAGCGAGAUUAUACUUGCCGCUUUGGGAGCAAAUGUCAAAUCGUACAAGAGUACCGCAAUAGAUGUCGUGCUUGUAGACUACGAAAAUGUUUUGAAGUUGGAAUGGAUUCAAGAGCUGUGCAAUCUGAGCGAGAUAAACAUAAGAAGAGACCACCAACUCAUGGGUCUCCCGGUGCUGAUGAAAGUGCAGGACCCUCAACAGUGGCAAAUUUCACUGUGAGUUUUUUCAUAUGGUUUUUACGCUUCAUGGUGUAA